Xiphias gladius (swordfish) is the source of this 780-nucleotide messenger RNA. RefSeq names its product lnc RNA pou2af1 (gene pou2af3). The transcript has 2 exons. Bases 6 to 563 code for a protein of 185 amino acids. Lineage: Eukaryota; Metazoa; Chordata; Actinopteri; Istiophoriformes; Xiphiidae. The record is from RefSeq and is a predicted model, not a curated record.
UCCAGAUGCAGGGCGACGCAUUCAACAACAUCCAGCAGCAGUUCGGGGACGCGGUGUUGCCCAGCAACUGCUACAGUGGCAGCAGCAACAGCAACAACAACAACCUCGGCGGCGGCUGCAGCUACAACCCCUCCAUGCCUGCCCCUCCUACCUUCACGCUGCCUAUGUGCCAUGGACUAUCCUCAGAUGCGGACUAUUAUGGGCAUGUGAUGGCUCCCUGCUCCCCACCGGAGUCGCUGAAGCUCUGCAGCCCCAUGGAUCACAACAGCUACUCACCGCAGGACUCUUUCUCCUCCUCUUCCUCCUCCUGCUACGGCUCGCCCACCAGGAUGGAGUCCAGCUACCAGGGCUUUGCCCCAGAGCACUACCACCACCAGCACUGCAACCCCCAGGACUGUUACUGCCUGGCCCACUGUUGGCCAAGCCAGCAGGAGAGCUUCUCUGCCCCCGAAUACACACCUUACUUCAACCCCACAGACUAUCCAUACACCUGUCCUGUGGAAGAGGGCUAUUUCAAGAGGGAUUUGCAGAUGAGCUCUGAAAUGUGUUACAAUAUACUAUGAUAAGACCUUCAGCAGUACUUUUUUGUCUUUUGACUGUUAAUAUGAUUCUCUUCGAGUACUCAGUAAGGCUGUUUAGCCUGAUGGUCCCUUUUGCAUUUCAGUGUGCUCUUACUGGCUUGUGCUUUGGUGGAGUGAAUAUGACGAAUGCUGAAUGAAUGGAAAGUCUGAUAUUUUUCGAUCAGUUACUGUUUUUUUUACAACUUAGAUUUAUUUUCAU